AUUUUCGAAUAACGAUACUCUUUUUCAGGGUAAAUUCCUCAAAAAACCCUAGUGCGGAUUUUAACCACGCUCGUCGCACAUUCAUAAAUGAUUCUGAUCCUUCGUCGAAUUUUUGCCGGCCGCUUUGAAAUCAAGACGCCAAGGCAGCAUCAAAAAUAAAGCCGUCGUCUAUCAUAUAAACCGACCUGGUUGUCUAUAGUUACUGGUUUGUUAUUUUGCAAUUGUGAAUUCCGCAAAAAUUGAACAUUAACAACUCACAAAAGUUCAAUAAAUUAAAAAUUUAAAACAGGCCAUCAUUAUGUAAAACCAAAGAAUUUUCGAGAAUUUUAACGCAAACAUUGGCAUUAAAUAUCAUUGCCUCGGAACGAAGAGUUUUGGCAGAAUACGGAAUCAUCAAAAAGGAUUAUCCACGUACGUCGUGUUUUGAAUCGGCAAGGGAAUGGAAAAACUCGCCUGACAAGCUGGCCUACUACACCUACACAUCACAAAUUGUUCAAUAUUUACACCCAAUAAUUUAUAUACAUAUGUACAUAUAUUCGAUGAAUAAUUAAGACUGAACAGCUUUAAAAUGCAAAAUCUGAAAGAUUUGCUGCUGCGAGGAUGUGGGUACCUCCUCCUUAUAAGCAUCACAACGAGUUCCAUGCAAUGUCAUGGAACACAUAUAUUGGCGGUAUUGCCAAGUGUUUGGAAAUCCCAUUACUUAUUUGGAUAUCAAAUGAUGCAACAAAUCAUGGAACGGAGAAAUUACUCGGUUACUUUAAUAAGUCCGUACGAGGGUGGUGGCGGGGGCAAAGUACAGGCUCAUGUACAAGAUGCCCGCUUUAGGGAAAUUAAGGUAGAAGGUUUGUUGGAGAAUUGGUUAGAGAUGGGUUUGACUUUUGACAUUGAUGAAAUGCAUGGAAAAUCUGUAAUGGAACACUUUACACGCCUCAUGUAUGCUACCACCAGUAACACAGAUACACUGUUGCAAAAUCCCAAGGUGCGAGAAUUAUUGCAAUCUCAACAAAAAUACGAUUUAUUAGUGGUGGAUUUAUUUCUUAGCGAUGCUUUAUUGGGUUUAUCGUUUUUCUACCAAAUACCUACUGUUGUCAUAAGUCCUAGCGGUUCGAAUACCUGGCUCAAUCAACGUUUCGGCAAUCCCCAGAAUGCCGCCCUUGAUCCUAGUAAUUUUCUCCCCUAUUCCAAGGAUAUGACUCUGUGGCAACGCAAUAUCAAUACGCUGAUGGCCAUGUUCGAGAAACUUACAUAUUCCUUUUUCCAUAUGAUCUCUCAACAAGCUGUGUACACCAAACACUUUGAACCUCUUUGCCAAGUUGCACCAUGGUGCAAUGAAUUGCCUGACCACAGAGACCUCACCGAAAACCUAUCUUUGGCCCUUAUAAACUCCCAUCCUGUGCUGCAAUAUCCAAGAUCUUAUCUACCCAAUAUGCUGACAGUAGCAGGAGUUCAUUUAGCAACGGAUGGUCAAGAACUUAAACUACCUGCUCACUUAAAAGAAUUUAUUGAAGAAGCGCAGCAGGGCGUGGUUUAUAUAAGUUUUGGAGCCAAUAUUUAUGAUUUCCCUCAGGAAAAAAUUGAACUAUUUUUAGAUUUUAUAGAAACACUGCCCGAAAUGCGUUUUAUUGUCAAAUAUGAUGAAGAAGAAAACCUAGAUAUGACAUCGAAAGUGAGUGAUAAAGUUAUGGUACAAAAUUGGUGGCCUCAACAAGCCAUUCUGGCCCAUGACAAUGUGAAAUUGUUUAUAACCUCAGGUGGUUUUAUGAGCAUCACAGAAUCCAUUUAUUUCCUAAAGCCUAUUCUAGCCAUACCAAUAACGCCAGAACAAUACGUAUUAGUGGAAAAUUUGAAAAUCCAGGGAUCGGCGUAUAUACUAAACUACAACGACCUAACCUACGAUCAUAUUUUAUGUGGCGUCAAUGACACUUUGAAUAACCCUAAAUAUAAGGAAUCCUUAAAGGUCUUAAAAUCACAAUUGGUCAAUGACUUGACGGGUUUGACGCCAAUAGAAAAAGUUCUCAGCUCUAUAGAUAUGACAUUAGAGACAAAAGGCCUAAACUAUCUUAAAACCCACUCGCAACAUUUAAAUUUCUGGAGUUCCAUAUUGAUGGAUGUUAUGCUCAUAUUACUACUGGGCUUACUAACUAUACUAGCCAUUCCUUUUAUCCUGACCAGCUGCAUUUUACGCAAAUCCUACCAGAAUCAUGCAAAUCUCACAACGUUAAAAAAUCAAGUUCGUACACGACGCGAAAUUGAUGAUUUCCUAACCAAAAGCCUUAAUAAUGGUGACAAUGAAACGUUGAAAACAGUUAGACGCUCAUCCUCAAAUUCCGACUUUCAACAGAAACGUAAACGACUGUCAUCAGGGUGUUCUCACAGCAACUCGUGUUGUUAUUGUUCAUCGGUUUCAUCUUCAGCUCCAGGAACACCUGUAACUCGUGAAUCGCCCUCAUUCAGUAAAUCUCUGGAAACAAAUGACAUCUAAUAAAAAUCCCUUAAGUAGAUUGUUUUUUUUACAAAAAUAUACAUAUAGUAUGGUAUAUAUCAACGUAGUUGCAUUAUAUCUACAUAUACAUAAGAACAUUUUGUAGCUUCUAAGUGUGUUUGUAUUGGUAUAUUUUAUAUGUAAUGUGUACUAUGUAUUUUAUGAAAUAAUUGUUGUUUUUAUGAAUAUUAAUGUAUUUACCCUAUUGAAAAAAAAAAAACAAAA
Stomoxys calcitrans (stable fly) is the source of this 2707-nucleotide messenger RNA. RefSeq names its product UDP-glycosyltransferase UGT5 (gene Ugt316A1). Gene Ontology annotation, molecular function: UDP-glycosyltransferase activity. The record is from RefSeq and is a predicted model, not a curated record. The transcript is spliced from 4 exons. Bases 569 to 2482 code for a protein of 637 amino acids. Lineage: Eukaryota; Metazoa; Arthropoda; Insecta; Diptera; Muscidae.